Molecule: messenger RNA, 1428 nt
Organism: Saccharomyces kudriavzevii IFO 1802
Lineage: Eukaryota; Fungi; Ascomycota; Saccharomycetes; Saccharomycetales; Saccharomycetaceae
Exons: 1
Coding region: 1-1428 (475 amino acids)
Molecular function (GO): protein binding
Source: RefSeq, a predicted model, not a curated record
AUGGGUGACAAUUCUGCGUCUAAGCUCUACACUAAUUUGUUAAUUGCAAACUAUCUUAAAUAUAAUGGUCUGGAAGAAUCACUGACAGCUUUCAUAAAGGAGACAGCACUACCGCUAUCUGCUUUGGAAGAGAGCAAAAGGUCGAAUACCAAUAUUGGUGAGGUAUCCUUAGAAAGUUUAGAAAGUAUUAUUGAGGACAGGAUUCACUACAGAAAAUCAUCGUUCAAAGAUAGGUUUAAAACUCUUUCAAUAAACGAUGAUUUAGCUCCAAUUGACAGUGCAAAAUAUGGAAUCCAGCCGUGGAACCAUAAUAUUAGAUUACGCAUUAAUAUCAGUUUGAACAAAGCCUUAAUCAAAGAUAUAAUGUUUAUUAGCGCAAACUUUACAGGGGAUGAUAAAUAUUUACUUUUGUCUUCAGCCACCGGAGACCUGACAAUCUACGACGUUCAGAGGGCAACAUCAAAGACGUUGAAAAUGAAGGAGAAAGUCAAGGGCAUUAUCAAGUUGUGCGGAUCGAUUGGUAUCUCCAGUUAUCAAUAUGUGUGUCCUAUGAAUGGGAGUUUCUACUUGCUGGAUAAGAAAUUUGAACUAAUCACCAACGCAGCAUGGAAGAUUCAUGAAAGAAUGAUUACGCAUAUAAAGAUUUGCGUUUUUACAGAAUCCUCUUGGUUAAUUAUCACUACCGGCAUGGAUAAUUUCUUGAGACUGAGCUUGUUGGAGGUAAAAGAUACUAAGCCUCAUUUAAAACAGCUUUCUGAAAUAAAGUUAGCUUCUAACUGCACGUCCUUGAACGUAAUCGCUAACCAUGAUAACGGUAAUGGUCGCAAGAAGUUUUCUGUGUUUCUCACUAGAGCAGAAUUUACACAUAUAGCAUGUUUCGCAAUUUCAGAUGAGAAAAAACUUGUGCAUUCAUACAAUAUUGCCUUAAACAAUACUGAAUUUAGCACGUACGCCUUCAACGUUCGAGAUGCGAUUGUAGUAGAUUUUGUUCAUCCCAGUGAUGGCGGGGCGAUAAAAUUAACGCCUAGUACCAUGUUAGUAGUAGCCACGUCACAUAAACCCUAUAUGAGGCUGCUUUUAGUAGAAAUACCAAUGGAGACAGGACAUUCGGAGUCGAUGGAACCGGAUGAAACUCCAAAGACAUAUUAUGACAAGAUUUUGAGGAACUUCGCCACAGAAAUUAGUCAAGAUGAUUUUUCGUUACCAAUUAUCCGUAAAUUGAAGUCCUCCAACGGCAUACUAGUCGGAAGUGAUGUGGGCAUUUACAGCAUUGAUUUGAUGAAUGGUGAUUCUAGACUUUUGAAUAUUCCCGAUGAGGCGAAAUCUCUGCGUCAUAGAAUAAAGUGUAUGGACGUUAGUGAAGAUCAAAUGAAGGUGGUCGCUGGGACAUCCAAUAAGUCGAUUUAUAUGUUGUAUGUUACUGAAUAA